This is a messenger RNA of Colletotrichum godetiae, 1103 nucleotides long. RefSeq lists its product as uncharacterized. NCBI's taxonomy places the organism in Eukaryota, Fungi, Ascomycota, Sordariomycetes, Glomerellales, Glomerellaceae. The coding region runs from base 163 to 855 and encodes 230 amino acids. The record is from RefSeq and is a predicted model, not a curated record. The transcript has 2 exons.
CUCAUCAGAUCACUCUCACACAACAGCUUCACUUCGCCUUUCGACAGCUAGUCUCUCGCACCCUUUUUCGACUCUUACAUCUUUCGCAGCCUCGGCUUCAUUCGCUCUUCAGCAUCUUCUCAACCUUUUCUAACCAACCAACUACCCUCAACAACCAUCAAAAUGCACGCCAAGGCCGUUGCUCUUUCUCUCGCCGCCGCGGCGGUUGUCCACGCUGAUCUUCGUAUCAACCAGAACGACAUCCCACAGGACUGCUCUGCCAUCUGCCGCCCCGUCCGUGACCUUGGCAACAUCUGCACUGUCAACUUCGUCCCCGGUCAGGGCAACAACAACAGCGAUCAGCUCCAGGAUGAGCUCGACUCCCAGUGUGUCUGCACCAACAACUCUUUCGACUUGAAGAACUUGGCUGGCCAGUGCAAUGCCUGCAUGAUCGAGAAGGUUCCCUCCGACCAGCAGCGCAGCCUUGAGGGUAUCCAGAGCAUCAUGAACGUCUGCCAGCUGCCCAGCGCCAGCGGCUACGCUUCCUCAUCCACCUCUCUCGCCAACACCGUCAUUGUCCUCGCCACCCGUUUGACUGCCAGCAGCCAGCUUACCACCACUUUCGGCGGCGGUGCCCAGACCACCGAGUCCUCCUCCAGCCGCACUCGUUCCAGCGAGCGCUCCACCAUCACCACCACCUUCCUCACCUCCGGCAACGGUGGCCUUCCCUCCAUCGCUACCUCCACCAUCGUUGGCGGUGGCCGCCAGACUGGCAAUGCUGCCCCCGGCCUCCACACCCCCGGCAGCAACGGCAUGCUCGGCGCUGUCGGUGCCAUCGUCGCCGGUGCCUUUGCUCUUGGUGCUUUCAUGCUCUAAAUGGCUGGAUUCCACCGACCGGGUAUGAUCGAAACAAGUGUACGGAUACGUCACGACAGGAGUUUGGAAAGAGGAGGAUAAUAUGCAUGGUAGUUCGUUAUGUCUUGAUGAAGUAACGGUUGUGUGCGAGACGGGGGAGUAUCAUGGUUUUUGCGUCACUCCUUUGGUCUUUUCUUGGGUUUGGCUGUAUCGCGAAUGAGAUAUCUAUGUACUGCUUACAGGUUUUUGCAAUUGACGAUAGAUGCUGC